Heterobasidion irregulare TC 32-1 is the source of this 738-nucleotide messenger RNA. RefSeq lists its product as uncharacterized. NCBI's taxonomy places the organism in Eukaryota, Fungi, Basidiomycota, Agaricomycetes, Russulales, Bondarzewiaceae. The record is from RefSeq and is a predicted model, not a curated record. The transcript has 5 exons. Gene Ontology annotation, cellular component: cytosol. The coding region runs from base 1 to 738 and encodes 245 amino acids. Gene Ontology annotation, molecular function: mRNA binding.
AUGACUCGGUUCAGGGUGCCCCAAUCCUCUUCGGACGUGUUGAACGUGAACAAUCCUGAUGCCGGGACCAGUGCUGUUCGUUCAGAAGUGCGCAGGCCUCAGCCUCGGCGGAUCAACCGGCCACGUGUUUCUCGGAAGGCUUUCGCGAAGUUGCCAAAUGCUGAUCCCGUCGUCAAGACAGACGGUGGCCGCGUACGCUCCAAGUCGACCACGAAGGCUCGCAAGCGAGCUGAGGCAGCCGAGCAUGCAGCGCAGAAGAAGGAGGCGGCAAGACAAGAGCAGGCCGAAAGGAGGAAAAGGUGGAAAUACGUAUUCGUCGGUAACUUGAGCUCCAACAUCACCGUCGCUGACCUCUCCGAGCUGUUCGCGCCCUGUGGUACCAUCAAGGACAUCACAAUCAGAUGUAGCCAGGGAUCGGUUGUGAGCUCCCGCGGAGAGAAAGGUCGUUACUAUGCUUCAAUCAUUUUCGAGAGAGCCGCAUCUGCAGUAGGUGCUUUGAAGCUCGACAAACAUGAGUACCGUGGCGCCACGAUCACUGUGUCUCCGAUAGCCUUUGACCUUCCCGAGGCACAAGCGAUUCAAACCGCGCAGUCUAUCACAGGAAAUGAGAAACCAAACAUGGUCACUAGGUUGAAGAGGGCUCUGUUUCGCCAGGCGACAUUGUUAUCUUUAGAUGAUCCCGACGCGAAUCCGCAGAACCACAUUAUGGGAUUCUCAUUCGCAAACACUGUGGCAUGA